CGAGCCGCCGUAGCGCGCCCGCCGCCUGCCGUGAGGGGAGCCCGGGCAGCGCAGGCCGCAGCGGCGCCGCCGCCGCCGCCCCGCCCGAUGUGAGCGGCCCCGGGCCGGGGGCAGCGAGCGCGGCCAUGAAGAAGGACGUGCGGAUCCUGCUGGUGGGAGAACCCAGAGUUGGGAAGACAUCACUAAUUAUGUCUCUUGUCAGCGAGGAAUUCCCAGAAGAGGUUCCACCCCGAGCUGAAGAAAUCACCAUUCCAGCUGAUGUCACUCCUGAAAGAGUGCCAACCCACAUAGUGGAUUAUUCAGAAGCAGAGCAAAGUGAUGAGCAGCUUUAUCAUGAAAUAUCACAGGCAAAUGUGAUUUGUAUAGUCUAUGCUGUUAACAACAAGAAUUCUAUUGAUAAGGUAACGAGUCGAUGGAUUCCUCUCAUCAAUGAAAGGACAGACAAAGAUAGCAGGCUGCCUCUUAUAUUAGUUGGAAACAAGUCUGACCUAGUGGAAUACAGCAGUAUGGAAACUAUCCUUCCCAUUAUGAAUCAAUAUACAGAGAUAGAAACAUGUGUAGAGUGUUCAGCCAAAAACUUGAAGAAUAUAUCUGAGCUAUUUUAUUAUGCACAGAAGGCUGUUCUACAUCCUACAGGUCCUCUUUAUUGCCCAGAGGAGAAAGAGAUGAAACCUGCCUGUAUUAAAGCACUGACUCGCAUUUUUAGAAUUUCUGAUCAAGAUAAUGAUGGUACUCUCAAUGAUGCAGAGCUCAACUUCUUUCAGAGAAUUUGUUUUAAUACACCACUGGCACCUCAAGCUUUGGAAGACGUAAAGAAUGUAGUCAGGAAAAACCUAAGUGAUGGAGUUGCAGAUAAUGGAUUGACAUUAAAAGGUUUUCUUUUUCUACACACACUUUUCAUUCAGCGAGGAAGGCACGAGACAACUUGGACUGUUUUGCGUCGCUUUGGCUACGACGACGACUUGGAGCUUACACCAGAGUACCUGUUCCCCCCCCUAAAAAUUCCCCCUGACUGCACAACAGAACUAAAUCAUCAUGCAUACUUGUUUCUUCAAAGUAUUUUUGAUAAACAUGAUUUGGAUAGAGAUUGUGCUUUAUCUCCUGAUGAAUUGAAAGACUUGUUCAAAGUCUUCCCUUACAUGCCAUGGGGACCUGAUGUGAACAACACAGUUUGCACAAAUGAAAGAGGAUGGAUCACAUACCAAGGGUUUCUCUCACAGUGGACACUAACCACAUACCUGGAUGUGCAGCGUUGCCUGGAGUACCUGGGUUAUUUAGGCUACUCCAUACUUGCAGAACAAGAAUCUCAAGCAUCAGCAAUUACAGUGACAAGAGAUAAAAAGAUAGACCUCCAGAAAAAGCAGACUCAGCGAAACGUCUUCCGCUGCAAUGUUGUUGGAAUGAAAGGCUGUGGGAAAAGUGGAGUUCUUCAAGCUCUUCUUGGAAGAAAUCUAAUAAGACAAAGGCAAAUACGUGCAGAACACAAAUCUUACUAUGCCAUUAAUACAGUCUAUGUAUAUGGACAGGAAAAAUACUUGCUGCUACACGAUGUCAGUGACUCAGACUUUUUAACUGAUGCUGAGACCAUAUGUGAUGCUGUCUGCCUGGUAUAUGAUGUCAGUAAUCCUAAAUCCUUUGAGUACUGUGCCAGGAUUUUUAAGCAGCACUUCAUGGACAGCAGAAUACCAUGUUUAGUGGUAGCUGCCAAGUCCGACUUGCAUGAAGUUAGACAGGAAUAUAGUAUUUCUCCUGCUGAAUUCUGCAAAAAACACAAAAUGCCUCCACCCCAAGCCUUUACUUGUAAUACUGCUGAUGUGCCGAGUAAGGAUAUCUUUGUAAAACUGACAACUAUGGCAAUGUAUCCCCAUGCCCGGUUACGCUGUAUGUGCGCCUGCAACAGGUGUACAUUUUGCAUCUGUCAGAACUUCCUCAACUCAGACUUGCUGCAAUCUGUAAAGAACAAACUCUUCACUGCAGUUCUUAACAGGCAUGUGACACAAGCGGACCUCAAGAGCUCAACGUUCUGGCUCCGAGCAAGUUUUGGUGCUACUGUGUUUGCAGUUUUGGGUUUUGCCAUGUACAAAGCACUACUAAAGCAGCGAUGAUCUGAGAAGAAGCACAUCUGGCCCUACCAAAUAAAUAAAUAAAAAACCACUUUUAUGUACAUUCUGAAUGCUUUAAAUUCUGCUAGAAAUAUUUAUAUUUGCAGAGUUACUUUAUUAAUAUUUGUAAUUCAUGAUUAAGAUUAUUUUAAAUUAUAGCUCUGACUACAGUAUUGCGUAAUGUGUGGAAAAAAGGAAUUGCAUCUUAACAGCCAGCUAAAAUGGCUUAACUUGUAAGGCCAAAAGGGAAUUCGUUGUAAAUAACCUGUACAUAUUAAAGCAAGUAAGACAUUGCUUCCCAAAAACCUAUUCAAAAUACUGUUCUUAGAUGUUCACCAUGGUGACAUUCUGGUGUAUAGGUGAAAUUCAUUUUCAGUAGAGUAGACUCAACUCAAGGAUCAUACUUCCUCAAGGAUUGCUUAUUUAUUUCACAUUCAUCUGAAGUGACUUCAUCUUUUUGGACUAUAAGCUAUAGCAGGCAGAAUUUGUGAUUUUUGUUCAUAUUUUUAACUGAUGAACAAAUUUGCCCCUCUAAUCAUGUAUUUCAGGAAAGAGUCACCUUUGCUGUCCUGGCCUAUGUCUUUGUAUUUUACAUGACCAGUAACAUAUUUAGAGUCUGGUCUCUUUUAAGAGGAAAAAAGUAAACUUUGAAAACUGCCAGAUCAACUUCAUACACUGUGUGUAACCUGUGUUUUUCAUUUUUCACAAUGUUGUGUUUUAUAACCCUCAUCAAUCAGACAAGCAAAUUUCUUAUGUUAUAAACAGUUAUAAUUUGGAAAGUGUUGCAGUUUAAUUUCUCACAUCUGUCAGUCAUACUCGUUGAAAGCUGUGUAUAAGAGAAAACUGCAAUAGUACACAGUGCCUAUUCUACUGUAGUAUAUUAGUUGCAUGGAUCACAGUGCAUUCUGUAAUGGGCUAGAAUUACCUAUAGACACAGCUUUUUUAAUGAUCAAGUAAACCAAACAUUAAAUUCCUCAUGACAAACCUAUUUUUCCAUUGCUGGCCUUUUCAAGUAUUUCAAUAAAAUAACUGUGUACUGUG
Molecule: messenger RNA, 3143 nt
Organism: Passer domesticus (house sparrow)
Lineage: Eukaryota; Metazoa; Chordata; Aves; Passeriformes; Passeridae
Gene: RHOT1
Product: ras homolog family member T1
Exons: 20
Coding region: 126-2105 (659 amino acids)
Biological process (GO): establishment or maintenance of cell polarity; regulation of cell shape; mitochondrion organization
Cellular component (GO): cytoskeleton; mitochondrial outer membrane; cytoplasmic vesicle
Molecular function (GO): calcium ion binding; GTP binding; protein kinase binding
Source: RefSeq, a predicted model, not a curated record